AUGGCCGGUCGUGAAUUCACUCUGUCCUUCGAGACCACUCCCCCAACAGCUGUGCGACCUGGGCUUCCAUUUACCAUUCCGGUAGUCAUUGCAGUGAAGCCCAUCGGAACCCCGGCCCAAAACGUUCAAGCCCUCGUGGUGAACGCCUCACUGCGCGACGAAAACGGUGCUGGAGCCGCAACGGGCCUGAGCGGUAAUCUUACAGCGAGUGUACGCAGCCGAGCCGACAAUGCAAAGAGUGGUUUUGCGAAGUGUAGCCCUUUGACGAUCUCGCAACCGGGGAAGUUUCGCCUGCGCGUGAUGCUCAGCGUGGCCUCGUAUAAUGGCGUGGUGACCAAGGAGUAUGUCGACUCGGCGGUAAUUCAUGUACACGCUGGCGCAGCGGCGGCGCAACAGCCAACUGCUCUUCAAGUUAUGCGCCUCCAGCAACUGACGGCUGAGAAUUUGGAUAUCUCCGCCGCCGAUAUUGCGGCGUGGCAGCGCGCGUAA
Messenger RNA from Penicillium nucicola, 489 nucleotides. RefSeq lists its product as uncharacterized. The record is from RefSeq and is a predicted model, not a curated record. The transcript is spliced from 2 exons. The coding region runs from base 1 to 489 and encodes 162 amino acids. Lineage: Eukaryota; Fungi; Ascomycota; Eurotiomycetes; Eurotiales; Aspergillaceae.